Molecule: messenger RNA, 1169 nt
Organism: Helicoverpa zea (corn earworm)
Lineage: Eukaryota; Metazoa; Arthropoda; Insecta; Lepidoptera; Noctuidae
Exons: 2
Coding region: 149-1045 (298 amino acids)
Molecular function (GO): nucleic acid binding; zinc ion binding
Source: RefSeq, a predicted model, not a curated record
GGGACGUCACUAGUCCCGUCAUUCAUUUUCGUUCAUCUGGAACACACAGCACUAGCAGCUGUCAAUUUAUGGUCAAAGCAUGUGGAACAUAAAAUAAAAGUUUUAACAUCAAGUGGAAGUUAUUUAAUCAAGUUUAAUCAAACCCAUCAUGACCCAAAACACAGCAAAUAACAUGGUGUCAGCGUGGGGUGGAAUGCCGCCGCUUCCAGAAAUGUGUUUUGUGGGAAACCUGUCAAAGAAUUUUCAGGUGUGGGUGCAGCGAUUGAAGAUAUAUCUGAUCGCUCACGGAAUGGAAAAAGAAAACCCAAAAAGAUUGGUAAAUAUUCUACUUAACUAUAUAGGGCCGAAAGGCAUUGAAAUUUAUAACACUUUUGGAGUAAAUGAAAACGAAACUUUGGAAGAAGUCAUUAAAAAAUUUUCAGAAUACUUUGCUCCGAGAAAAUCAUUGAUAAUUAUACGAAACGAAUUUUUUACAACUACGCAAGGAGAUUCAACACUUGAAGAUUAUUUUCAGAAACUUAUAAACUUAGGAAAGGACUGCGAAUUUGAAAACUUAACUGAAGGAAUAACAGUCAGCAAAAUCAUAGCAGGGUUAGACAAAAGAUUUAAUAAUUUAAAAACAAAAUUAAUGGCGGAAGACGAUAAGAGGCUUACUCUAGAAUAUAUAAUGAAAUUUCUUCUUAGUGCUGAUGCAUCAAGAAAGUAUGUAGAGAAGAUGGGUGGAUCGGAGGAGCCAGUGGAAACAGAAACUGAGGUACUGUUCUCGACCUCACGGAAAAAGGAUAAAUUAUAUACAAAGAAAAUAAAUAACUGCACAAGAUGUGGCCAAACACACGAAAUGAACAACUGUCCCGCUUAUGGAAAAAAGUGUUUCAAGUGCGAGAAAUCUAACCACUUCAGCAACAAAUGUCGCAAUAGGGGGCAACGUCAAACUACUAAACAACAGCAUGUGAAUGUUGUGGAAGAAGGAGUGGAUGACAACAAUGAGGACUUCUUCAUUGGUGUGGCAAUGCUCGGUAAUGAAAUAACACAGGAUUUCAUGUGAACUAUUUGAUGGUGGUCUUGGUUGCUUACCUGGCUUGGUGAAAAUACAACUAAAGGAAAAUGCUGUACCUGUUGCUCAAGCUGCACGUCGGGUUCCCUUUUCAUUAUUGCCUGAAUUGAGAGAG